CGAACAUCAAAGACGGCUGUAUAUUGUUUCGUUUAUAUGUUAUGAAUCGAAUUAUAUUUAUUAAGUAUAUCACUUGAAGGGAAAAAGGCAGGACUUCAUAUGCACGCUAAGAACAAACAAAAUGAGUUUCUUUAGUUCAGGCAAGAAAACCAAACAGCAGCAAUCAGAAAUAGAAACCUUAACGCAAGAGAGAGAUAAUUUAAAACAAAGUUAUUCCGAAAGUACACAGAAGAUACGUGAUGAAGAAAACAGAUCAGCUGAAUUAUUGCAAGAUGUCGAGAGGCUUAAAAUAGAAAAUACUGAACUAAAAAAUAAGCUGCAUACCGAAGAGCCAUAUGAAAAGAUUUACAAUGAACGUCAAGACCUUAAAGAAGAAAAUAGCAAAAUGGCUUCACAGAUCAAAGAAUUUGAAAAAGAGCUUAAAAACAAAGAGGAAACAAUGGCAGAAACAAUGAAAACAUACAAAGAAGAUCAAGAUCGAGCACAAAAAGAAACGGACGAGCUAGUGAAGGAUGUAGAGAAAUAUAAAGAAAGAUUAAAAGAACUUGAGACUGAAAGAGAGGAACAGGAAAAUAAAAUAGAUGACCUUGAGAAAAAGAACAAUGAAUUUGAGGAUGAAAUGGUAAAGUUAAAAGAAGACUUUGUCAAAAUAAAGAACGAGAAAGAAGACAUGAGUAAACUUUUAGAAGAAGAGAAAGAAAAUGAAGUCAAACGGAACAGACAGUAUAUUGAAGAUCUUAGACGAGAACUGGCUGAAAAUAGGAACAAAAUUGAAGGAAUGUUACUGGAAAGUGAAGCAUUAAAAUCUGAAAAUGAGUCACUUUUUCGUGCAAACGAAUCAAAGAAAGAUGAAAUAAAUGAAAUACAGAAGGAAGUUGGAAGUAUUAAGAAUGAAUUACAACUUGAAAAACUUAGAUAUAAGAAAAUUAAAGAGGAAUGGGACGAAGAAAAAAGAAAGACUGAAUUCGUUCUUGUGAGUAAAUCCGCUAAAGAGAGACAACGAAAGGGAAAAGAAGCAUCCAUAAAAGAGGAGAACGACUCUGAAGAUGAGCAUGUGGUUGGAGUUAUUGAGGCUGCAAAAGUUGAAAAAGAAACUAUGAUUGCACACGAAAGAGAGCUACGAAAACGUGUAAAUCAGCUUCAGAUUGACAAAGAAGAACUUUUUCGGUCAGGAACAAAUUUAUUUACUGAAAAUAAGUCGUUAAAGGCCAAAUAUGACCAAAUUUUAGGAGAAAGAACGAUGCUUCUCCAGGUGGAAGCAGCUCUCAAACGAAAAGUUCGGGAACAAGAACGGGAAAUUAAAGACAUGAAAAAGACUAUUGAUGAUUUAUAUUAUCAGAAUAUGGCAAUCAGAACCAAUGAGGAAAACGAAAACAAGAAAAGUUCGUAUGUCGUUGUCAUGGGAAAUGAAAUGAUAAAGCAGCUGGAGCGUGAAAAAAGUGCACUACAUAGAAGGGUUAAGUUUUUGGAGAAAGAAAACAAUGAGAUAGAAACAAGGGUUAUAGAAUUAGAAAGGCAGUCUGCAGACCUUGUUAACUACUCUAAAAAGUAUGACAAGCAUUCCAACUUUCCAGAAGUAAGAAGAAGUCGAGACCGCGACUAUAGAGAUGCACCAAGAUCUCGAGAUAGAAACAGAGAGCAUAGCAUCGAUAGAGAUUCACAUCGUAUCGAAAGAGAUUUACAUCGUAUCGACAGAGAUCCACAUCGUAUCGACAGAGAUCCACAUCGUGUCGACAGAGAUUCACAUCGCAUGUCUGGUCGAGAUAAUAACAACCGUAGAAAUCUUGACUAUCGCCCUCCGUCAGGAAAGACCACAUCAUAUCACGAAUACAGAGAAAAGCCAAGACAUGAUACAACAAUAGCAACGAGAAGUCCAGAUUAUUACAAGAGUAAUGCACCGCCUUUCACAAACUCUCCUUCGAGACAGCCAAGUAUAGGACCUGCAAGCAUCCGUUCGAUGCAGAGCCAGGACUCAAGGUUCUCAUUACCAUUUAUCGGAUCUCGAGCAACCCAAUCUCCAAGACCCUGUAUAUUAUCCGAAUUGACACACAUAAGCAUGAGUAGCGCCGGAACCACCCUGCCAGGGCGGGCAUGGGUUUCGUCCAAACCUCCAAACUAUGUAACCCAACCAGGAUUUAAAAAUGAAGACGGAAAUCUAAGGGAAAGGAGUCCUGACCUAUUCCAAGCUUCGCCGGUGAAAUAUGAUCCACAGCGGCCCGGAGGCACAAUAUUCACGGGUAGAACCUUGAAUACCUUCAAAAAGAAAGGCGAAAAGCCUGGUAUUCUUAAAAAACCAGAAGGAAAUGAUCAAAAGAAACCAAAUGUACGGUUCUCAGAGACGGACCAGGAUGAAAAUGAUGGUAGAGAAGUUGUAACAACUAAUCUAGGCGGAGGAGUUGUUAUCAAAACAACAAAAUCAUAUGAAUCUGUUAUAGCCGAACGCGAUGCUCUUCUAGAGUCGGAUAAAGUAUACAGAAGAAGGAUUAAACAGCUGGAAGAGGAAAAUACCCAGAUUCUUCUAGACUAUGAAGGAAUUUAUAAAGAAAACAAUACACUUAGAGACAAACUUGACAAGGGUGACGAUAAUCAUAUCGAAUCGUACCAAAGAGUUUAUGCAGACAGACAAAUUUUGAGAGAAGCAGAAACUGCUUAUAAACGUCGAAUAACUCAACUUGAACAAGAUGCAAAAGAAAUGCUUACCAAUUUUGAAACAUUAUAUGGUGAAAAUAAAGUGCUAAGAGAUAAAGCAAAGAAAUUGGAAGAAAGGUUAAACUCUAUUGAUAGGUUAGAUGAUGUUAAGAAGAUAAAUGAAUUAGAAAAGAAGUGUAAAAUGUUAGAAAAGACAGUCAGGACAAUGGGAUAUGAAAGAGAAGAUUUAGUAAGAAUGAAUCACGAGCUUGAUAAUGGAAAGUACAGACUAAAAGAGGAUUUGGCCGAAAUGAAUAAGAGAAACAACUUGCUAGAAAAAGAAAAUGAAGGUCUGAAAAGAGGAUUCAUGGCACUUGGAAAAAAUACCGACGAAUCGUGGAAAGAUGAACUGAAACAAAAGACCAGACGUCAGGAAGAAGAAGAAAGAUUAAUGAGAGAAGAACAUGCUAAAUUCAAAAAGGAAAUAGACAUAUUAAACAAAGAAAUGCACAAACUUGAAAAGGUGAAUGUCGAAAUGCAGACAAGAAACAACAUGCUUGAAAACGACAAGGCAGAUUUUGAGAAACGAAUGUUUGAACUAGCAAAAGAAACUGGCAGAAGAACGCCUUCGGGAGUAAAGAGGCGAAAUGAAGAAAUGUCUAACAUAAAGGAUCAAAAGAUAGAAGAAAUGACUCAGAAAAUAGAAGAACUGAAGAACGAAAACAUUGAACUCAAAGCAAAAACUCAAAUUUUGGAAAAGGAAAAGGAAACCUUCGAACAAAGACUUGAAGAAGCUUCAACAAAAAAACGUGAAACAGCAUCCUCUAUUCGUAGGAAAAUGGAAACCGAGAGAGAAAUACGAGAUUUAAAUAUGCAUAUUGAGAACUUUAAAGAAAAGGUCAAGCGUCUAGAAGUUGAGAAUUCUGAUUUAAAAGAAGAAUCAAAGAGAAUGGAAAUUGAGGCAAAAGCACAAAAGCAAGCUUCUAAAGCUCUGGCAUCAGGUCAGGCAAGUCAGUUAGAUGUUCAAAUCAAAGACCUUAACGAAAAACUAAUUGCUCAAAAUAAUGAACUUAAACUUUUAACUGAAGAAAAUCUAAAAUUAAAAACUGAGUAUAAUAACGUGGAAGAAAAGCUUCAGGACCAGCUAGAUCUCAUUAAGAAAGAAAAGGAAAGCUUACUGCAAGAAAAAGAAUCACUUCAAAAUAACAUCGAUCAGUCAACCUCGACAGCUUCUGGAAAAAUACAAGAGCUUCAAGAUGAACUGAACGCGUUGCAGGUGGAGCUUCAAUUGCUGAAGCCAAAACACGAAGACCUUCAAAACUUACAUGAGGAACUCAAGGCUGAUAAUAAAUCACUAAAUACAAAAUAUGAAGAAAACAGAGAUGAACUUGAAAAAUUAAAAGAAUCACUAAGAAGUAGCAAGGAUGUUUACAAUGAACUGUCAAAAUGCAAAAGAGAAAAUGUUUCUUUACAAAGAGAAAUUGACGGUAUGGAGGACAAAUUUAAAACAGAAAGGCUGAAACUGGAAUCUGAUCUGGAAGAACUUCUGAAAAAUCAGGAAUUUAUGAACACCGCACUGUCAGAACAUAAAGUAAGACUGGAUAUGCUACAGCAGGAGAAAAAUGAUUUCAAGACUGAAAAUAUAAAACUUGUAAAAGCAAACGAAAGACAAUCUAAAAUGAUAUCGGAUCUACAAAAGGAUGUUGACAAAGUAUCGGGGGAAAGUUCCUCUCGAACAGCGUCACUGAAGGAUGAGUUAGAGAAAACACAAAAAGAGCUUAAGAAAACCGAGACCGAACUAAUUCAAGCGAAGCAAGAAAUAGAAAUUGCAAAGAACGAACGCGAAAAUCAAGUUAAUAAACUCUUAAAGCAAAUGGACAAACUAAAGGCUGAGCGUGAGAUUGAAACACAACAGUUAAAGGAUCAAAGUGAAUCUCUUAGGUCAGAAGUGGCUCGCCUCAAAGUAUUUGAGGAUAGAAUCCAAAACAUGGAAACAAAUUUAAAAGAACUUGUACAAAAGCUUCGGGAAACCGAAGAGAGAAACAAGGACGUUACAAAUGAAAAGCUUUUGAGUUUGCAGCAAGUAGUUAAAGAAAUGAAAAGCGAAAAUCUAGCUAACCGUAUACGAGCAGCAGAAAGGGAACAAAACGAACUUGAAAAGCAUAAAAUGGAAUUAGAAAUCAAACAGGAUGCUAUAAAUGAGAUAAGAAAACUAAAAGAUGAAAAUGGUAGAUUACUCGGUCUGCUUGAAGAUAAGCGUGCAGCAGAAGAAGCACAAGAUGAAUGGACUAAGAAGAAACAUAAAUUAAACGAGAUACUAGCGCAAAAUAAACGGUUGCAAGAAGAAAAUACACGACUUCUCGCUUUGGUUGAGGGCAGUCAUUCUGAACAUCUACGGAAGGACCUGCAAGCAAAAACUGAAAAACUAAAACUCAUAGAGUCAAAAUACCAAGAAUUUACAGUAGAAAAUGCAAAUUUAAGACAAGCUAUGGAAGAAAAGGAAAACGAGAUAAAGAAAAUCGGACUGAAAGCUGACAGAAUAACCAGAAUUCAACAUGAAAAUAGGAGACUCAUGACUGAAAGCCAGCGAUUAAGAGAUGAAAUGAUAAAGAAAGAUAAUCUUAUAAGCAGCCUAAAAGAACUUGAAAGUACAAAAGCAAAGUACAUGGAUGCCGCAGCAAAUAAUCAAAGACUUUACGAGGAAAAUAUGCGUUUAAGAGAAACAAUCGAGAAAUCUAAAGACUAUAAAUCAGAAUUUAACAAAGUUAGAGACCAGGAAAAAGCAACAGCUGCGUCAUCAGUUAAGUACCAAGAAGAAACUGCCCUUCUUAAAAACACCCUGCAGGUUAAAGACUCGGAAUUUAGACGCGAGUUAGAGCUUCAUAAAGAAAGGGCUAAUAACAUAAAAGCCCGGAAUAAACGUCUAAUAGACGAAAUGGCUAAACUGAAAGAUGAUAUAAACAGAAAGGAUGAUCUGAUUAUAAAACUCAGAGGACUUGAAUCUGCUGAAGGGAAACUUAAAGAUGCAUCUACAAAUGCAUCACGUCUGUAUGAAGAAAACCAGCGUCUAAGAAACCUUCUAGAAAAUAAUGGGGGUGGCUGGAAGGGAAAUUUCCAAAACGCAAAAUCUCUAUCAGCAAACAGAUUGCGGGAUUCUGUGGAAUCAACAGCUGCGGUCUAUGUGGAACCAAGCAAAACGAAAGUGUCUGCUGACAGAAAGAACAAGUUGUUGAAAGAGAGAAUUGAAGAGGGAGAAGAUCGAGCUCUUGGAAGUGCUGCUUCUGACGAAGAUGGAAGGAUAGGCACAAAUAUGAAGAUAAAAAGAUUAACAAAAUUACCUGACAUCCCUAAGAAGGAGGGAAGUGGGCUUUUAACAGGAUUGAGUUACUCUGAGAUACAUCAAAAGGCUAAAGGACUAAAAGGCGAAAAGUUAGUUCAAGCCCUGACCAAAGAAUUGGAAGCGCAGCAAGCAAAACUCCAGAAACAAGAAAAAGAAAUCAAAACAGCCAAGGAAGAAUUGAACGCAACAAAACCAGACUUCAAACGUGUCAUUGACGAACGUGACACACUUAAGUCUGAAGUGGCAAGAUUAAAGAAAGAACUCGACGUAAAAACAAUUGGAGAAAGCAUGAAUCGAACUUCACAGCUACAGGAACAAAAUAAACGACUGGUACAAGAAAACCACAGGCUCCGAGAGGAAAUCAGUGCUAGAGACCUGCAACUUGCAAAUCACGGGGCACCUGGCUAUAGUGUAGCACAUUACGUUGACAACGGUGAUAAAACAACCGAAGAGAAGCUGAAAUUGUCAAUGGCUGAAAACAGGAGACUGCAGGAAGAGAACAACAGACUACGCGCAGCCUUAGAUGAAACGCACGUAAAUGAUACCGGAAGUAGGUUUAAAGAUCCACAAGUAACAGGCUCAAUGAUUGAGGGAUUCAAAGAUGCUAAAUCUAAGAAGUGGGCAACAUUUCGUGGUGGCGAUAAAAUAAAAAAGAAAGAAGCAAUUAAAAAGAAGGCAAAUGAAACUGAUGAUAACAAAUUAAUGAAACUAGAAGAAAUGGUAGAUACCUAGAUAAACAACUAUGUUGUGCUUUUUUUUAUUAUAGUCAGUUAAAUACCCAUAUAAAAUUAGGUGGCAUAUAGACAAGCAGGUUUUAGUUCGUACUUUCAUAGUUUAAUGCUAUAUUCCUAUGUAUACACAUAUGGAUACGUCACAGACGUCAUUACAUUAUCUAGGGUUGUCCUUAGAAGUACGUACAUUGUAUUUAAAAAGAUGAACAGAAAAUUUUAAGUUAUUGUCAUUUGGCAUUUCCUUUGCCUCUAACUCUUUUUAAUUGUGGCAACUUUAAAACCAUUAUCAUCCCUUGAGAUGAAGUUGUAUGAAAUUCUGUUUCAAAACGAUCUGGCUCAGAAAAAAUAGUUGCUUCGUGCGUAACCCGUGCCACUGUGUAUAAUGCAAGAUAUUGUUUCUUUUCGCAAAGAGUUUUAGAAUAUAUCAGAUGUCAAAUCAGAUUUUAAGUGCUUAUUCACUUGCAUGUAUUACGGACAAUUUAGUCCUUUAUUUAUUCUCUGAUUAAUUUAUUCUUAUUUACCUAUUUAUUUGUCUGAAUACUUAUUCACAUGUAUUACUGACAAUUUAGUCAUUUAUUUAUUAUCUGAUUAAUUUAUUCUUAUAUGCAUGUACCUAUUUAUUUGCCUGAAUGAAACAUACAUUUAUACAUGUGGAAACCAUAGUGCAGCAGAAAUAUAUUACUGCCUGCUCUUGAAUGUGAGCAUGAAUUUGCUUAUUUACAACUUAAGUGGUGCGAAGGAUUUGUACUGUACCAAUCACACUUUUUUUCAGUUGAUAAUUGUGAUUUACCAGUGAUAUAUCUGAAAAUUAAAAAAAAAAACGUUACUGGUAUGGAACUACAAAUGGGGAAAAUGGGUUAACACCAUAAAUAAAAUAAAAUUGUUUUAUGUGUAAGAUCAAAUCAUAUUUCACUUCUUAACACUAGAUCUUAUAUUUUAGCUCGCCACUCGUAAAAAUAUGCACCUGUAGUUCUUACAGACAUUUUGAUUUGAAACUGGAACAAAAAUAUCAUAUUUAUUUUAACAAAUAA
Messenger RNA from Mercenaria mercenaria, 7730 nucleotides. Its product is annotated as trichohyalin-like. The transcript has 5 exons. The record is from RefSeq and is a predicted model, not a curated record. Lineage: Eukaryota; Metazoa; Mollusca; Bivalvia; Venerida; Veneridae. Bases 122 to 6700 code for a protein of 2192 amino acids.